AUGAUAGGAUGGGGCGACGUGUACAAGGUGGUGGCCGCCAUGGCGCCGCUCUACUUCGCCCUGGGCCUCGGCUACGGCUCCGUGCGAUGGUGGAAGCUCUUCACGCCGGACCAGUGCGACGCCGUGAACCGCCUGGUGGCCUACUUCGCCGUCCCCUUCUUCGCCUUCGACUUCGCGGCGCGCAUGGAUCCCUACGCGCUGAACUACCGCGUCCUGGCCGCCGACGCCCUGUCCAAGCUCGCCGUGGUGCUGGCUCUCGCCGCCUGGGCCGCCGUGUCCACGCGCUGCUGCACCCGCCGCGGCGACGGCGGCAAGGGCGGCGGUGAUCUGGCCUCCUCGUGGUGCAUCACCGGGUUCUCGCUGGCGACGCUGAACAACACGCUGGUUGUGGGCGUACCGCUGCUGGACGCCAUGUACGGCGGGUGGGCGCGCGACCUCGUCGUGCAGAUAUCGGUGGUGCAGAUCAUCGUCUACUUCCCGUUGCUGCUAUUGGCGUUCGAGGUGAGGCGGGCCUGCGGUGGUGGUGUCGCGACGAAGCCAGACACGGCUGCGCCGCCGGUGAGCGACGACGAUGUGGAGGGCGGCGACGUCCAGCGUGCGAGGCAACGCGAGCCGGUGUGGCCGUUGGUGAGAGCGGUCUGGCUCAAGGUGGCGCGGAAUCCCAACGUCUACGCGGGCGUCCUAGGGGUGACGUGGUCUUGCGUCACAAACAGGUGGCACAUCCAGACGCCAAGCAUCAUCCAGGGCUCCGUGCUGAUCAUGUCUCGGACUGGAGUUGGACUCGCCAUGUUCAGCAUGGGACUGUUCAUGGCGCUACAGGAGAAGAUCAUCGUCUGCGGGGCCGGCCUGACCGCGCUGGGCAUGGCACUACGGUUCGUUGCCGGCCCGGCGGCUACCGCGGCUGGAGCCGUCGCCCUGGGGCUCCGCGGAGACGUCCUGCGUCUUGCCAUCAUACAGGCCGCGCUUCCUCAAUCCAUCACCACGUUCGUGUUCGCCAAGGAGUAUGGCCUGCACGCUGAUGUGCUCAGCACCGCGUAA
Messenger RNA from Lolium rigidum, 1038 nucleotides. RefSeq names its product probable auxin efflux carrier component 5b. The transcript is spliced from 4 exons. The coding region runs from base 1 to 1038 and encodes 345 amino acids. Gene Ontology annotation, molecular function: auxin efflux transmembrane transporter activity. The record is from RefSeq and is a predicted model, not a curated record. Lineage: Eukaryota; Viridiplantae; Streptophyta; Magnoliopsida; Poales; Poaceae. Gene Ontology annotation, biological process: auxin export across the plasma membrane; auxin polar transport. Gene Ontology annotation, cellular component: plasma membrane; endoplasmic reticulum.